Molecule: messenger RNA, 2186 nt
Organism: Peromyscus leucopus (white-footed mouse)
Lineage: Eukaryota; Metazoa; Chordata; Mammalia; Rodentia; Cricetidae
Product: killer cell immunoglobulin-like receptor 3DL1
Exons: 9
Coding region: 26-1405 (459 amino acids)
Source: RefSeq, a predicted model, not a curated record
GCCUCUUGUCAGCUAAAGCAGCACCAUGCUGUACAGACAGCUCAUGAACCUUGUGUGUACUGGCUUCUUCCUAAUCCUGAGGACCUUGGUACAAGCAGGAAGUCAUGACAAGCCUUCACUGUCUGCCUUACCAAGCCAUGUUGUUGCUCGGGGACAAAAUGUGACUCUUAUCUGUGACACUCAUAAUGAGUCUUUGACAUUCAAGCUGUACAAAGAAUUUGGGGCUGCUGUACCUCAGUUACAUGAAGAAAUAUUCCAAAAGAACUAUGUCUUGGGUCCUAUGACUCCAGAAUAUUCUGGAACAUACAGAUGCUAUUGUAACAGUCAUCAAUACACUAAUGAACUGUCAUCACACAGUGACCCUCUGAAGAUCAUAAUUUCAGGAAUCUACAGGAAGCCUUUCUUCUUGACCCUGCCAACUCUCCUGAUAAAUUCAGGAGAGAAGGUGAAACUGGAGUGUCAUUCAGAGAUUAUGUUUGACAACUUCAUUUUGACUCUACACAAAAAUAAGAUAACCAAGGACUCUAUCCAGCUUUCUGCAGAAUCUCAUCUUGGGGGGUCCCAUGCCAACUUUUCAAUAGGUCCUGUGACGCCUGACCAUGCUGGGACUUACACAUGCUAUGGUUCUUACAAUCAAACACCAUAUGAGUGGUCCGAAUCCAGUGACCCUGUUGACAUAAAGAUCACAGGUUUAUACAAGAAACCUUCUCUUUCAGCCCUUAUAGACCCUGUGGUGACAUCAGGAGAGAACAUGACCUUGUCCUGUGUGUCUGACCAUCAGUUUGACAUGUUCCAUCUCUCCAGAGAAGGAGUGCCUCAGGGACAUGGGCUGCCUGUAGUUAAGAGCCACAAUGAGACAUUUCAGGCCAAUUUCUAUCUUGGCUAUGUGAUCCAGGCAGGGACCUAUAGAUGUUAUGGCUCUUUCCGUAAUUCUUCCAAUGUGUGGUCAUCCUCAAGUGACCCAUUGUACAUUCCUGUCACAGUUAACUCAACAAGAAACUGCACUUCAUGUACAGAACCAGAUUCCAAAACUAAUAUUCACAGGAACAUGUAUAUUCUGAUUGGCCUGUCAGUGACCAUGAUCCUUGUCUUCCUCAUCAUCCUGCUUUACUUUUGUUACUUGGCCAAAAAGAGCAAGUCUCAGGAAGAAGCCAGUGAGUGUCAACUGAGUAACACGAGGAACCAAGACUGGAGAAAUACAGCCAUCAUGGACCAGGACUCUGACAUGAGAACAACACUGAACAGACAGGAUCCUGAAAGACAAGAAGUGCAGGAUGUGGCAUACUUAGAAUUUGAUCAGAUGAUCUUCAAACAAAAAUUGACCACUCCCAAUUCCAGAUUCCCAAGGACUUUUCCACAGAUCCCACUGUGUACAUGGAAGUCAGGAAAUGUUACGCUGAGAUGAAAGAUCUUCUUCAUCCCAUGAGCUCUUAAAGAAAGCUCUGAGGAAGUCCUCUGUGGGGACCACAGUCCUUUCUCCAGUAAAGACUGAUAGAUGCAGUGAAACAACAGCUGGAAUGUGAAGACAGAGGUCUAUAAUUUUUUGACCAUCCUUUAUUAUUCUCAUAUGGUUCUCACAGUGACUUUCCUUUACUUAUGAAAGUAUGGUCCUCAUUAACUCCUCCAAAGUAAUCAAACCCUUUUGCUUAGUACUUAGGUAUGUAUUUCAUUUCACUCUGGCAGACCACUACAAACGUUCUACCUGUACAUUGUUGACCUACUUGAAGCUAUUUUAAGUAUCUUACAAUUGCAGAUCAACAGGAGGCUCACUCUGUAUUGCUAAUAUGUAAUAAUGUUAUACAAAAUAAUGGUUUUUAAGGCAAAUUUGUAUAUGUAUAAAAUCUAUGUUGAUCAUAAUUCAUACCCAGUUACCCUAUAUUGACUUUCCACCAUUCCUGAUGAUAUCAUUCACCAAGCCCACUCUUAACAUUGGGUUUUAUAUUUUGCUGUACUGUGUACCCUAAAUGCUGUAAGUCAAAGUCUUCUCUCACCAGAAGAAUCUUCAUAUUUCUUUAAUAUUUCAAUGUAGGCUUCCCCAAUAUUGAAACAUUUUCUAAGAUGUGGUUGAAAUAAACACCUCCUACUCUCAUCAUUCAAUUACCUUCCUAUUGAAAAAUUAGUUUAUCAGUCCUUGGAUGGGGUUUCUGGUACAACUAUUAGGGUGUUUGGCCAUCCCAUCACCAGAG